AUGGCCUCGGUCUUCGGCAGUGCGACCCUAAGCCCCAGGAGUCCUAUGCGGUGCACCGUGAGCUCGGUCGCCACCGCUGCCCUCCUGAGCACCUCUUCCAGCUCCUUUCCCCGCACGGCCACCAGUGAGCCUCCCACCACCACCUGCACGACUGCCUGGUGCGCUUCCGCGGCUGGCUCGACCAGAACCAGCUGGCGCCCGCCGUGGCCGAGGUCGUCAACAAGGAGACGCAGGAGGUACGCAGACUCCUCCCUGACUACAGGAGCCUCCCACCACCACCUGCACGACUGCCUGGUGCGCUUCCGCGGCUGGCUCGACCAGAACCAGCUGGCGCCCGCCGUGGCCGAGGUCGUCAACAAGGAGACGCAGGAGUCGAUGCGGGGUCGCAGUGCGAAACAGAUGGCGGAGGAGUUCUUCGCCGGUCCCGCGCAGCAGUCGCAGGCCGCCGCGCUGUGGGGCGCGCGCGCGCUGUGCCGCCUGCAGCCCGAGCGCACCGCGCAGGCGCUGCAGCUCGCCACGAGGCUCGACCACCCCGACCUCUCCAUACAGGGUUGCGUGGAAGUCCUGGAGAGCCUCCGGGAAGGCGACUUCGGUUCGUGCCUGGCCGAGACGGAGGCCUACAUGCUGGCGUGCUCGGCGCGCUUCCCGCACGCCAUCGCCUUCAAGCCGCCGCAGCCCGAGGAGCCCAACCACGUCGCCGACGCCAGAGCGCCCAAGGAACAGAACAACUGAGACACCGACCGACAGCUGGGAGAUCUACAAGCGUAAACAUGCCUCCGGGGGCCCAUUUCGAGAACGGUAUUAAAUUAAUAUUAUAAGUGUGUAGCCAACUAGCCAUGGUCACGAUUUGAUAGUUCGUGGACUAAUAUUAGUCUAUAGUCAUACCGUAAAAAGUCUGCAGCGAUUUUGAUAGCCCGCGUAGUGCAAGUGUCAUUUUAAACGUCAAACUUCUAUGAAAUUAUGACGUAUAAAAACACACUGUGUGGGCUAUCAAAUCCGCUGCACUUUUAUUGGUGCGACUAUAAUACUCUUCAAGAAAUUGGCCCCAGGGUGCAAAGCCAACAUUUCAAUCGUUUACGCUCCGUAGCCAACGAAACCGUCACUGUCACACUAAUAUGGAAGUGAUAGAGAGACAAAGCGUUUCAUUAUAGCGCAAACAAUUGUCACCUUGGCUAAGUACACAGGUCUGACAAACGAGCCACGAACGUUUAUGAAACAGUUAAAGUAGCGUAAGAAUUGAUUUUUACGGUUAAAUUUACCCUUAUAUGAAGUAAGACCUACCGUGUAACUGAUAGCCUUACCAGAUACAUCUAAGGAUCAACUCAUCUCAUACUGUCAUAACUCAAUUCUUACGUUACUAUAACUGCUCGAUUAAGAAUGAUCCGCUACUGACGCCUUCUGCAGAUGUGAACGCACCUUAACUAUCUGACCACCAAUACAUCGUUUAAAUUUAUUAAGUGACGCGUUAGAAUGACGCGUGCGACUGCAAAAAUUACAGAUAAAAAAAUACGGUCGAAUUGAUAACCUCCUCCUUUUUUGAAGUCGGUUCAGAACAUUACGACGGAUUUAAACGACAUACUGAGUCAAGUAUUAGGUAGACGUUUGUAGAUCUCGUCACUUGACUUAUUUGGUAAACCGUCACAUUCACUUCAACAGGCAAAUAUGACGCUAUUCGUAAAUCCUAAAGUUAUUGCUGACGUGUCGAGAUUAUACUGGGUUUCUUAUGGGAUAUCUUGUUUAUAGUAUACUUGUUUUAAUAUAAUUAACUUAAGAGCUGUUUACCAAAUAUGUCAAGUAAGAACGAUAGUCCGUAAUCUGUAAUAAUAUGGUGUGCAAGUGCGACGAAUACAAUAAUAGGCGUAUGUGUUCAGACGGCUCCUAAAUCAUUGUCACAGUUUCACAAAUAAACUAGGAAUCCUCUAGACGGAAUUUAGAGCAAUUAUUUCAUGAAACCGAUGCUGCCAACUAUACUGGGGUGCGGGGGACGAGGUGAGCGAAUCCCGUGCCAUGAUUGGUCCGUUCAAAGACACGGACGUCACACAAAUACACUUUGACUCGAAAAUGGAGUAAAACUACCGUAUAUUUGUGGCAGAGGGGGCAGCGCUACUAUGCUCAGUCUGGAGAAUGUCUUGUCUGUGGUUUCACAAAUUGAUCUUCAAAUGUUUUAGUGAUAGAAAAAAAUAGGGUUUGUCAAAGUGACCUCAGGAUUCGUCGCUAAAACUUGUAAAACCCUGUUAUUUUACUAUCUUAUGCUUAAACCACGCUCAUUUCUCGAAGUGCGAGUAGAUUUACGAAAGCAUCUUUUGGUAUUUUACAAUCCCCGACUGAUUCUAAUAAAGGAAUAAAUGCAGUUUAGUGACUGCGAUGUGUUUGUUCGUUCUAAAAAAAUGUUUUAAUCAUAAUAAUUCCCAAUCACAGAUAGUUAUUUAUAAAAAAAAUAUACAUAACAUAAUUUUAGGCUUCAUCGAAAUGUCUAGAUUCGAAAUUGGCGUUCAUAUCAGUAAAUAUUCAAAUGUUGUCACAAAUAUCUGGACCGAAAGUUUUACAACUCAAUUCUUUGAUAUUUUCUUUCGUCGCCAAAUUUUUUAGUUUUUAUACGAAAUUACCCCAAAUGUGAAAGAUUGGCUAAAAUUAGAAUAUCACAGACAAACAGUAAACAGACUCUCUUACUAGUGUGACAAGAUUAAUUUUGUUAACUGCAAACUAAUGGUUUGACUAUAAUUGGAGACAGGCUCGGUUGUUUGCUUGUAAACAUGUUCCUUUUUAUAGUUUUUAAGUAUCUGUUUAGAACAUGUCACGGGCCGCUGUCAGUCGCCCUAUGAGAUAUUUUUAUUCUAUUUGUAACGGAUUGCUUGUUUUCUUCCUUCGAUUCCUUUUACAUGAAUUGAACGGACAAGCAAUAUUUGCAAAUAAUUUACAAUUAUGAUACCGAAUUAACUAGGAACAUAAAAUAUAUAGCAAAAUAAAGGGUCUUAUGAUGUUGUAUGAUAUGAAUGGUCGCAAGUCUAGUCCCGCUCACGCGCCUAUGGCCUCCUCACCAAUAGGUACAAUAAUCUUUUAUCUAAAUAGUGUAAAUUUUCGAUAUUUAUAAUAAGCAUUUCGUAUAAAAUCUGUGUAAUCUCUAUUUUGGACUUAAUUGAUGAGAGUUAGCGGUGUGGCCUCACGUGUUCAAUUGAAACAAAUGUAUUUAGGGGUUUUAAUGACUGGUUUGUAAUGUGUAUAAAAUUGUGUGGCAAUUUUCGAACCUCACGCAAUAUAGACUCUGAGGUAUGCUUUGUAAAUAGUUCUUAUAUUUAAGUUUGUACUAUACAAUAUCGUUAAAACUCUGCAGUUGUCUACAAUUUGACUGCUGCUUGAGCUAGAUAUUAUUUUACAUUGUUCGAAUAACAUGGAAUAAAAAAAGGUUUCUUUUUUUCAGACAUUAUAUUUAUGUGUAAAGUUUGACAAUAAUUAAAUAAUUGGAUACACCAAAUUGUCAUUAAAUGCACACUGGUUGUGCUGGAACUUAACAUGCACAUGUUAAUCGUUUAUUUGUACUCCAAUUACGACAUAAUUGUGUUAAGAACAGUCAUUGUUUUCCUAUUCAGUUGUGUGACCGAAGUAUUUGUACCUCUGUCAUUGUGUACAUAAAGUAAUAAAAUUUUAUUUUACAAAAUUGAA
Molecule: messenger RNA, 3660 nt
Organism: Cydia fagiglandana
Lineage: Eukaryota; Metazoa; Arthropoda; Insecta; Lepidoptera; Tortricidae
Product: N-alpha-acetyltransferase 15, NatA auxiliary subunit-like
Exons: 4
Coding region: 1-732 (243 amino acids)
Source: RefSeq, a predicted model, not a curated record